GCGAGAAGAAGAAGCGUUUGUUUACAAAAUGGUGCAAGGACGUCUGCCGUGUCAUUUGAACCCGUAAAUAUCCCCGGGAAGGCCAUUUAACUGUGUUUUUGGGUCUAAAAUAACACAAAAUUGCACUUGAACUACGUUGCGGUUCCUGGAUCCUAAGCGCUCACUCCACAAACACAGUUGCGAGCAGCACACGACUACACUGUUUAUGAGGUGACGACAGCUAGAACAAAAGAAACCUGAACUACUCACUCCACAUCUGCGUAGAUACUCGAGGUCAAGUGAGCAUUAUGGCAAUUCCUCCACUCUUUCCAAGUCUGAUGCCAAGGAUUGCUGAUCCAGCCUGGUUUCAAGUUGAUAAACCUGUUGAUGUUGCUCAAGAAUUAAAGGAGCAAGAGCAAGUGUACCAAGCGCAGUUGCAAGGAAUAAUGCAAAAGGGCAGUGAAAUAAUCCCCAUUGGAAAGAGUGCUACUGAACAGUACAGCGAAGAUGAGGAGGACGACAAUGACGAUGACUACGAUGAUGACGAUAAUGAUGAUGAUGAUGAAGAGGAUGAUGACUCAGAGAUGAAUGAUGACUACUCUGACCCAAUGUUGCACUGAGUGCAAUUAUUCUAUUGUUUUAUAUUGAUGAAUGGUUAGUGCAUAUCAUUACUGUCUUUUAUUUUUGUAUUUGCUGUAAUUAUACAGUAGUUCUGUUAUUUUCAAAGUCUUUUGUAGCAAUGUCUGUAACAGGUGUCUUUGGGGAAAAUUUUCCCGAUCGUGUGACGUUGACGCUUGCACCAAGAAAUUUAACUCA
Macrobrachium nipponense is the source of this 795-nucleotide messenger RNA. RefSeq names its product anaphase-promoting complex subunit 15-like. Gene Ontology annotation, biological process: regulation of mitotic cell cycle spindle assembly checkpoint. The record is from RefSeq and is a predicted model, not a curated record. The transcript is spliced from 4 exons. Bases 288 to 599 code for a protein of 103 amino acids. Gene Ontology annotation, cellular component: anaphase-promoting complex. Lineage: Eukaryota; Metazoa; Arthropoda; Malacostraca; Decapoda; Palaemonidae.